UUAAUAAUAUGCAACUAUUUUCUUUUACGUUAAAUGAUUCAAUCUCUGGUACACCUGCAACGGCGCAGAGACAUCGAUACAUCUGUGGUUGCUAGGUCUCUUGCUAUUCAAGAAGGCGAAAAUGGCGGCUUGUAGAAUGCGUGUUAUUGCGAGGGCAUUUUCUACUUCACCUGGUCAGCAGCAAUUAGUAAAACCUCCUAUUCAAGUGUUUGGAAUUGAAGGACGAUAUGCUACUGCCCUCUUUUCUGCUGCCAGCAAGCAGAAUCAGCUAGAUACCGUGGAAAAAGAACUUGUUAAAUUUAAGGGCACAUUGAAAACGGAUGUGAAGCUGCGUGAAUUUAUUGAGAACCCCACAUUGAAGCGCCAGCUGAAGGUUGAAGGUUUGAAACAAGUGUCUUCUAAAUUUCCUUUGUCUUCUCAGUCUACAAAUCUGUUGCUGCUGCUUGCUGAAAAUGGCCGCCUCAAGAGUUUGGAUGGAAUCAUCGGUGCUUAUCAAACCAUAAUGGCAGCCCAUCGUGGUGAAGUGCCGUGUGAAGUAAUCACGGCUAAGCCGCUAGAUGAUGCUUUAAAAACUGAACUGGAGGCUGCAUUAAAAUCUUUCUUGAAACAGGGACAGAAAUUACAAUUGAAUGUCAAAGUAGAUCCAACAAUCAUUGGAGGAAUGAUUGUCAGCAUUGGUGAUAAAUAUGUAGACAUGAGCAUUGCUACCAAGAUUAAGAAGUAUACAGAUGUAAUUACAGCAGUUGUUUAGUUGACCCGCAACAGAAAGUUGUGUUUUAUGUAACUUUAUGUACAAAUGGAUAUUUAAUAGUAGUUAUUUACAUGCCAAAAUGUGUUAAGUGAAGUUCUGGUAUGAAAUAAAAUUUAUCUAACAUGUU
Zootermopsis nevadensis is the source of this 878-nucleotide messenger RNA. RefSeq names its product ATP synthase subunit O, mitochondrial (gene ATPsynO). Gene Ontology annotation, molecular function: proton-transporting ATP synthase activity, rotational mechanism. Gene Ontology annotation, biological process: proton motive force-driven ATP synthesis. NCBI's taxonomy places the organism in Eukaryota, Metazoa, Arthropoda, Insecta, Blattodea, Termopsidae. The record is from RefSeq and is a predicted model, not a curated record.